CAGCAGCUGAACCUUGUGUCAAAACACAGAGGGAAAUCAGCAGCAGACAGCGCAGGAUCUCACCUCGAUUUCAGCUUUAGCUCUAUUUUAUUGGAAAGUGUUUGUCGACACAAAGUGAUUUUCGUUUAAGUGCGCGUACCAUGACCGAACAAUCAGCAUUACUUCUUCGAAAACAACUGGCAGAGCUCAACAAGAACCCCGUGGAGGGCUUUUCAGCUGGUCUGAUAGAUGAUGAUGACAUAUAUAAAUGGGAAGUUGUGAUCAUUGGUCCACAAGAUACCCUUUUUGAAGGAGGGUUUUUCAAAGCAUACUUAACCUUUCCCUAUGAUUAUCCACUGCGGCCUCCAAAGAUGAAGUUCAUCACUGAAAUCUGGCACCCAAAUGUUGCAAAGAACGGGGAUGUUUGCAUCUCAAUUCUGCAUGAGCCAGGAGAGGAUAAAUUUGGUUAUGAAAAGCCUGAGGAGCGCUGGCUUCCCAUCCACACAGUAGAGACAAUCAUGAUUAGCGUUAUCUCCAUGCUGGCAGACCCCAACAGCGAUUCACCAGCUAAUGUGGAUGCGGCAAAAGAGUGGAGGGAGGACCCUAAUGGUGAAUUCAAGAGGAAGGUGGCUCGCUGUGUAAGAAAAAGUCAAGAGAUGGCUUUUGAUUAGGAGUCAAUUGUAAAUUCCAGGAUAAAGGAAAUGCCUUCAGAGGGAAAAUUUCAGCAAAAGGCUUUUGCACCCCUUGUUUUGCCAGUCAAAGGAAUUGGUUGUCUUCAACCAUGUUUCUGUGAACGGUUGUCAUUUUCCGCAAGAUGAGCCAAUUUGAGAACCCUACCAGCGAAAUUAACCUGUUUCCUACCUGGAAUUGUAUAUUUAAUUUUAUUUAUUUUGAGAAAUUAAUGAUGUAAGAUAUGUCACUACUGUAAAUUAACUUGCUUUUUUAUCUGCUGCUGAACAGUUUCUACUUUAUACCAGGUUUCUUAUGCAAUUUAGUGGUCAAGAUUGUGUAAAACAAAAUGAAAACCCGUCACCAUUAGGUCAUCACUUGUCCUCCCCACUGAAUACUUACCACCAGAUUAAUGUCGGCCCAACAAAUCUUUGUCAGUAGAUGUGAUUAUUUUCAACACUGUCAUUGAAUCACUGUUGCCUUUUGUUGGCUUCACUUCCUCACAGUAUGUGUGUUGAUUAGAGGGACAGGUUGAGGACUUUUAGGGUUUUUUUUUUUUCUUUUUUUCAUUUGGUCUUAAUUUUCUGAGAAACAGCCUUCUGUUAGCAUUUUCUUCUUAUACUAGUGUACAGCUGCAUGCAAACGUUGGGCACCCCUGGUCAAAAUGUAGUGUACUGUGAAUAGCUAAGCAAGUAAAAGAUGACCUGAUUUCCAAAAGGCAAAGCGUUAAAGAUGACACAUUUCUUCAAUAUUUUAAGCAAGAUGAUUUUUUCUUUCAAUCUUUUGCAGUUUCUAAAAAAACUAGAAAGGAAUAGGGCCUGAAGCAAAAGUUUGGGCAAGGUCAGUAUUUAUUAGCGUCCCCUUUGGCAAGUAUCACAGCUUCUAAAUACUCUUUGUAACCAGCUAAGAGUCUUUGAAUUCUUGUUUGGGGGAUUUUCACUCAUUCUUCCUGCAAAAGGUUUCUAGUUAAACUUAAACUUAACUUAGUUCUGUGAGAUUCUUGGGCCGUCUUGCAUGCACUGCUUUUAUGUGGUCUAUCCACAGAUUUUUAAUGAUGUUUAGGUCAGGGGACUGUGAGGGCCAUGGCAAAACCUUCAGCUUGCUCCUCCAUUGUGGAUUUUGAGGUGUGUGCAGGAUCACUGUCGUGUUGUAGAAGCCAUCCUCUCUUCAUCUUCAGCUUUUUUACAGAUGCUGUGAUGUUUGCUUCCAGAAUUUACUGGAAUUUAAUUGAAUCCAUUCUUCCCUCUACCUGUGAAAUGUUCCCCCGUGCCACUGGCUGCAACACAAGCCCAAAGCAUGAUCGAUCCACCCCUGUGUUUAACAUAAUCAGUACAACAGUGUACCACCACUCCAGUCUAAUAAAUCUUCCUGUAGGUCUUUUGCAGUCAAACAGGGGCUUUGAUUAGCCUUUCUAUCAAUCCUAUGAGCAGCUCUCUCAGAAAGUUUUCUUGGGCUUCCAGACCUCAACUUGACCUCCACAGUUCCUGUUAACUGCCAUUUCUUAAUUACAUUACAAUCUGAGGAUACAGCUACAGCUAUCUUCUUAUAGCCUUCUCCUGCUUUGUGGGCAGCUGUUUAGAAGAGCCCAUAGCUGAUGAUUGUUGGGACAAGGUUUCAGGAGUCAAAGUAUUUAUAAAGCUUUGAUAUUUUCAUGACUUGGCCUUUCAUAAAAAUGACUGUGAACAAGCCAGAGUCCUAACAAGCUAAUUCUGGUCUGAGACCCUGUUAAAGGUUGUCUGAGAGCUCAAGUAUUUUGGGGUGCCCAAACGUUUGAUUUGUGUGCCUUUUUCUUUUUUUUUUUUCAUUCUGAAUUUGUAUAAAACCAAAAAAAACCAAACUAUAAUCUUGCUUGAAAUGUUGAAAAGCAUGUUUCAUCUUAAACUUCAUGCUUUUUGGAGAUCAGUUCAUCUUCUACUCACUUACCUAGUCACAGUAAACAAAAUUUUGACCAUGGGGGGGCCAAACUUUUGCAUGUUACUGUAAAUCUAGGGGAUAUAAAACCAUGACUCUCAAACCUGCAUGAUCCCCCUCAAACAGCUCAUGUAUUGUUGCUGUCUGUAGAUGUACAUGGAAUGGCGUACUCAGUGAUUUGAGAGUUAUUGUUUUAUAAUAUAUUGAUUUGGACAAGUGUAGCGAAUGGUAACAGAAGGUUUGUGCCAACUUCUCAGGAACAAAGGGUCUCGAUUAGUAAUCAGUGUGGUAAACCUCAAAUAUUCCUGAGCCUCUUCUUUAACACAUGGUCAAUGAAGAUAUCUAUUAUUAUCACUUAGUCUAAUGUCUUUUCACAACAUUAUUAUAAAUCAUGGACAACCAAAUACGGUCUGUGAAAACAGCCAAAGCUGUGAUUAGUCCAUGUGUACUGGUUAACUUGCAACUGAGUUUACCUCAGUUUAAAGGUUAACACAUUUGAAAAGGAUUAUGGUUGUUUGAGUUCUUAAUAUAUUAACAUGGGGAAAUUUUAGGGGCUCCAUAGUAGGAUUAGGCUAGUCGUUAUUUUGUUUUGGCACAUUAGUCUUUUGAUCAAUGUGUGGCUAAAGGAUGAUGUGUAAAUUACACUCACUUGUGGGUUUAGAUCCUGAGGGCUUUGGGUAGAUUAUUGAGUUCUGAUUGGUGCAUACUUAGGUAAUAUUCAUCACAUUUACAUAAUCACUGAUUUUGGGUUGUAAUUCUUGAUAGAGACUUGAAGUUAACUCACCACUUACUAGAGUCUGAUUAAGUGUUCUGAUGGGAAAUGAACACAAUCCCGCAUCUAGGUUUUAUUUUGAAAGGAUAUACACAGUCGUGUUUGGGUGGAGUCUGGAAACCACUGGCUUUUGUUCACUUUCAUUGAUGGUGUUGCUGACCAUUAAGCCAUGAGGACAUCUAUUCUGAAUUAUGUUAUACAUGACUGAUCUGUGACUGACAUUGAAAAACCAUCUUUUGGCGCAUGCAAUCAGGUUUGAAGGAGUUGGGUACGUUUAAAUAUGAUACCAUUGUUAGUACAUUCUGGGUGAAUGUGAUGUGUACAGUUAGUAGAUUUCUGUCAACUUUAUGAUCACAUAACUGCUGUUGACAUUACCUUUUUAAGUCAGAAUUUUCUAACCUACCAUGACCUCCUCUGACCGGUGUUCACUGUAUUUGCACAGAUUCAGUGCGUUUGAAAUGUCAUUAAGCAAUACGCUCUGAAAAUGGUGUGUCCAGGUAAUCCACCCUAACGCCAUUAUUUGUUUUUUUUUGUUGUUUUUUUCUCAUUUUGUGUCAAUGCAAUGUAUAUUGGACAUUAUGCUCAAUAAAGUGUGUAAACAGA
Messenger RNA from Epinephelus fuscoguttatus (brown-marbled grouper), 3934 nucleotides. Its product is annotated as ubiquitin-conjugating enzyme E2 G1-like. The record is from RefSeq and is a predicted model, not a curated record. The coding region runs from base 141 to 650 and encodes 169 amino acids. Gene Ontology annotation, molecular function: ubiquitin conjugating enzyme activity. Gene Ontology annotation, biological process: protein polyubiquitination; proteasome-mediated ubiquitin-dependent protein catabolic process. NCBI's taxonomy places the organism in Eukaryota, Metazoa, Chordata, Actinopteri, Perciformes, Serranidae. The transcript has 6 exons.